Paramecium tetraurelia is the source of this 2883-nucleotide messenger RNA. RefSeq lists its product as uncharacterized. NCBI's taxonomy places the organism in Eukaryota, Ciliophora, Oligohymenophorea, Peniculida, Parameciidae. The transcript has 5 exons. The record is from RefSeq and is a predicted model, not a curated record.
AUGGAAAUUAAAUUAUAAGUGGAUAAUCUUAUUAAACCCAUUAAAGAAAUAAUUUAGAAUAUUGAUCAAGUUAACAGUUAAAUCUUACAAUCACACACUCAAUAGUUUGCGUUGUCGAUAAUUGAAUUUGUUUUUUUAGGAAAUUGCUGUCCUUGCACUCUAACGCCUGUUGAAUAUAAAACCAUAUUAAUCCAAUAUGUUCAGCAAUUACGAAAACACUAUCAGAACAAUAAAGAAUCGACAGCUUGCCAAAUUGUAAGCAAACUUCUAAAGCAGCGAUAAGAACAUGGAGAUCGUGAAUAAGAAGGGUUCAUGAAUUCAGAUGAAGAAGAGACACGUUUAGUUAAACAAAUAUCAUUUUAGUAAAAUAUCCAAGAUUAUUCCAACGAUGCAGAUUUGGAAAAGCACAAAGUAGUGUUGCAAUAAAAGGAUUACGAAAUUGCGACUCUCAAGGUCAAACUACAGUUGAAAGAGCAGAAACUCUUGGAUUUAGCCAGUGGUUAUCUCAAAGACCUACAAAACAUGAGAGAACAAAUGUAUAAAAAGUCAGAUGAUUUCGAUUACUACGAGGUUUCUUACUUUGAUGUCACAGAUAUCGAGGAUCCUCGCUACAGAGAUUUGGUGAAUAACAAGAUAGCCAAUCUAAAGAGUCAAUAUGAAACGAAGACAAGGGAAAUAUAUUUAUUCGUUUAGAAAUAAAAGAACGAGGUCUAGAAUUUGAGGUAGACAGUGGGAAACUUUGAACAAAAGAUGAAGCUGAUGGAGAAUGUGGAGUAUUUGAUGAAUCGUGUAUUUGCAUUGGAAUAAGACCCUUAUAAAAUAUGGAGAUACAUUCAAGACAUCAAAGGAAAUGAUUUCUUUCAUGAUGUCUUUGAAAAGUAAAAGCCAGCAUCAGGAAUUCGAUAUAGAGAAGUGAAUAAACUAUUGAUGGUAACGAAAGCUUACGAUAGAGAAUUAGAAUACUUUAAGAAAGGUAUUGAGGAUCAAAUGUAUAUCUAUUUGGAGAGAGCCUGUGGAAUUAUUAACCUCUAAAAUCAGGAUCUAUUGGAUGAAAUUGAGGAAUUGAAAAAAGAGGCUGAAAGAGUUAAUUAAUUUGAGGGCAGAGUGAAUCAAUAAAUUAUGCAAUCAUUUGAAUAAUUUAAAAAAUAAUUGAAAUAGCAUCAGGAGGAAUACAUGGAUAUGAAAUCUAAAGAAUUGUAGUAAUUAUAGAAAAUUCAACUCAAAUAUGCUACAAGGUUGUGGUAUAUUGUGAGUCAAAUCAAGAAAGGCAGAGAUAUAAAAGAGUUGAUAUUAUAUGCAUAUUAGAAUGAUUACGAAAAAUUGACAUCAUAAUAAUUCUUGGAGGUGGAAAAUAAUUAUCUCAAAAGUAUGAUCGCUAUUAAAGCAAGUUAAGAAGAGAUAGUUGAGUUGAAUAAUAAAUUAGAACAGAUGGGAUUAUCUAAUGAAGAAUUUAAGACCUAAAAUUCUUAAAUGAAAGUUAUCAUUCAAGAUUUGAAAGCCAAAAUCAAGAAUCAUUAGAAAUGUUUGCAAUAAACAAUUAAACAUAUAGAUUCUAAGAUCAAUCCAGAAUAACUCAAUCUGGAGGACAAUAACAGAGAAACUACCAUUAGUUUUAAAGAUAAACUUAAACAACUAAGACAAUAACAUAAUGGAUUGAAAUUUAUCUAGGAAGUGAAUGAGUAAUAUCAAAAAAAUAAUUUGGCAUUAGACUUUUUAAGUACUAGCUAUGAAAACAAAGCAAUCUAAACUAUGAUUGGUAAUGUAAAUAAAAGUUUGGCAGAAGCUAUUGAAAUACAUGAGACACAUAGCAAUAAGGAAAAUAUUCAUGAAGAUUUGGGAUGUGUCAAAAAGGAAAGUCAUGAUGAAGAAUGCUAAACUGAUUUGAUUGAUGUUGAAGAAUUAAUAAAGCAAACCGCUGAGUUAAAAUAAUAGAUCAAGAAUUUGGCAUAGGAUAUAGAUGAUAUGGAAGGAGAGGGUGUUGCAUAGCAACAUUAUAAAUUAAGCAAUUAAUAAAAUUAAUCCUUUGAUAACUACUCAUCUUAAAAAAGUGGAAAUCUUAAAAGAAGAUAUGUUUAAGCUAAUGAAUUCAAGGAUUCAAAUCCAAACUAUCAAAAUGAUCUCAAAGUAUACAACGAAAAAAAUAAUGGUUAUACUUUAGGCUAGCCUAAUUAAUUGAUCAUUUUGCAUCAAUAGUAAUCUUUUGAGAGAAUAGCUUAAACUUAGACUCUCCAAGCUUCUAAACACUAAUAAAAAGGUGUUUUUAGUAGAUUGUUUGAGGAUAGCAAGAAGAAGUCAGAAAGAAUUCAAAAAAUCAAAAAUAAUUUAGAAUUGUUAGAGUAAGAGCAUUGGCAAUAAGUGGCUGAGUUAGUAAAAGAGAAUUAAGAUAUUAUGAAUGCUUUUAAAGACACAAUCUCAACAAGCAAGCAUUUCUAUCAGAAAUAGCUAAAAAGAAGUCUUGAAAUAGAAUAAAAAUAUUUUCCUUAAAAACACAAUAGAGCAAAAUUUUAUUUUAAGAAAUUUAAGGAUUUUCAUGUGCAUCAAUAAGAACUUAAUGAGAUCUUUUUUGACCCUAAUUCGAGUGAUGAAAAAACUAAUGAAAUACAGAGAUUGAAUAUCAAAAGUGUUGUCGAUAACAGGAAAUUGAAUGGAUAAAUAAGAUUUAAUGGACUAAAAAGAGAAGAAUAUUAAUUUUUUCAAUCACUUGAAAGGAAAAAAUUAUAAAGCAGAACUUUUAGAAGUACUUAGCAAUCUCCAAAAUAAAAGAAGGUCCAGUAUGUUUCAUUUAAUAAACCAUUUAUAGGAAGUUUAACUAGCAAUGAAACGAACGAUUUCAAUAACUAAUAAAUCGUUAAACAUUUGUAAAAGGUUUAUGAUUUGGGCUGA